ACUUUUUCCACGUUUUACAAUAUUUGACCGUUACCACAGCCUUAUUUUCAACUCUUCUAGAACCCUUUAAUCUCCUUCAUUAUAUAACCACACAAACCAACCCACCACCACCACCACUGUUAAACUAAACCCGCCGCCGCCGCCAAAAAUGCCACCGUUUGGUUCGCCGAUCGUCUCCCAGCCCUAUCAUAUCAACCACCCAGAUAAGAUCAGCCCUCAGUCGGAAAUAAUCACUGUCGACGUGGGUGGCCAAAUAUUUCAGACCACCAAGCAAACUCUAUCAUUACCGGGACCUAAGUCACUAUUUUAUCAACUCGCUGAGUCGACUCAGCUCGGUGCUCGGUUUAUUGACAGAGAUCCAGAAUUGUUCUCUGUUUUGCUGUCUCUGUUAAGAACUGGUAAUUUACCGUCUAAAGCUAAAGCUUUUGAUAUUGAAGAUUUGAUCGCCGAGUCUAAAUUUUAUAACAUUGAGUCUCUUUUAAUUAAUUCUUUAUCAAACCCGUCUCAUUUUGACGCUUUUAACCUCGAAAAGUCUCUCACUUUACCGUUAAACGGCCGUGACUUCGCUUCCACGGUUGCCACAACUCCGUUUGGGACUCUCCACGUUGCUCACGGCAGCAAGAUCACGUCGUUUGAUUGGUCAUUGAGGAGAAAGUCAACGAUUUUGACUCAGUUUACAGCCGUUGAUUCACUUUUAGCAAUCUCUCCGACUCUGGCUGCUGCCGGAGCUACUGAUUUUUCCGGUAUGCAAAUACUCGAUCUCGACAAGGGUUUCGUUCGAGACACUCUGUGUUGGGAAAAUGUGACUCGGUCUAGCUCAACGGUUCAGGCCAUUGGCUCGAACCGGGAGCAUUUGUUUACAAGCUUUGAGUCUGGUAGAAGAAACUCGAAUUCAAUUAUGGUAUACGAUUUGAAUAGUUUUACUCCGGUUUCGGAGAUUGCUCAUUGCGAGAUUUACGGGGCGGAUCUUGAUUCGGCUAUUCCCGCAACGAAAUUGGAGUGGGUAGAUAGUUAUAAUUUGUUAAUGGCGUCCGGGUCUCAUAGCGGACCUUCUGGUAUGUUAGGAAAUGUUAGAUUAUGGGAUAUAAGAUCAGGAAAUGUUGCUUGGGAAUUGAAGGAAAAAGUUGAUUGUUUUUCUGAUAUUACUGUUUCUGAUAAUUUGUCAGCUAUUUUUAAAGUUGGUGUGAAUUCAGGAGAGGUUUUCUUUACCGAUUUGAGAAAGUUAAGUUCCGGGGAGAGUAAUCCUUGGAUUUGCUUAGGUGAUAGUCGGAAGGUUUUGAAUGUGAAGAAGGGAGGAUUCGGAUGUAAAAUUGAGGCUCAUGGGAGUCAAGUGUUUUGUAGUAAAGGUGGAGAUGUUGAGAUUUUGUCUGAAGUGGCAAUGAACUCUUCGAAGAAAGGCGAGGAUGAGUUGCCUGAACGAGUGUUUAGGAGGAACUCGAUUGGUAGAGUGAAGGAUAUGGGAGGAUCGCGGGUAACUAAGUUGGCCUUUGGAGGGAGCAAAAUGUUUGUGACUCGGAAGGAUCAGCAGUCUGUUGAGGUUUGGCAAAGUUCUGUAAGGUGUUUUUAGAUUUUGAUAACUUAGUUAGUGCUUGUUAAGUAGUUUUCAGAGAUACAUUUUAUUAAUUUAUUUAUUUUGAGAGUCAUUUCAUAGUGUGAUUCUUACAAUUGUAAAUGUCCAUGUAUCAUACCCAUAUGUAUAAUAUGAUUUCUUGUUCCCGAGUGUUAUGCUCCA
This is a messenger RNA of Mercurialis annua (annual mercury), 1732 nucleotides long. RefSeq names its product BTB/POZ domain-containing protein At5g41330. The record is from RefSeq and is a predicted model, not a curated record. NCBI's taxonomy places the organism in Eukaryota, Viridiplantae, Streptophyta, Magnoliopsida, Malpighiales, Euphorbiaceae. The coding region runs from base 149 to 1567 and encodes 472 amino acids. The transcript has a single exon. Gene Ontology annotation, molecular function: protein binding. Gene Ontology annotation, biological process: protein homooligomerization.